Brassica napus (rape) is the source of this 1042-nucleotide messenger RNA. Its product is annotated as protein transport protein Sec61 subunit beta. The record is from RefSeq and is a predicted model, not a curated record. Gene Ontology annotation, biological process: intracellular protein transport. Bases 581 to 910 code for a protein of 109 amino acids. The transcript has a single exon. NCBI's taxonomy places the organism in Eukaryota, Viridiplantae, Streptophyta, Magnoliopsida, Brassicales, Brassicaceae. Gene Ontology annotation, cellular component: Sec61 translocon complex.
AUAGUAUAAAAGAAAACAACAACAACAACAAAAACAAUACAUUUAGCAUGUAGUCGGACUCAGUUUUUCGUGUCAAAAGAGUGCUGCAAAUACACAAUUCCCACCAUAUCUUUAGCAAAAUUUCUUAUGUCUUCAUGUCCCUUUUUCUAAAUAUUUCAAUAUCUUCUCUAAUGGAAAUUACAAAACAAUAAGGCCCCAUAUUAUUCGGGCUUAGAUACAGUACAACAAAUCCGAGAAAAUCUUAAAUUUCAUAAACAAAACCCUUCCAUCAGGACCAAAAUAUUCACCAUAAUUCAUCCAUGUUUUUUCAUAAACUGUAGUAUAAAUUAUUUUGUGUAUUUAUAGAAACUUUACCCAAAAUACUAUUUGAUCGUACAACAUUCAACUCACCGAAAGUAACGCCCAACCAAAGCAGUUGACUCAUUGGUUUCUACUACGACUCCACGUUUCUUCCUGAUCAUUCUAUACACCUAAAAGUACCCCCAGAUUUGACUUUAUUUACCAUUUUGCCUUUCCUUCACCACCCUCCUUUAUCAUCUUCCUUCACCUCUCUCUUUACCCUUUUCCGUACAACACAACAAUGGCGAGAGGCUCUUCCCAGUCCCAACAAUCAACCUCCACCGCUUCAUCAACCGCCAGGCCCGGUCUGGCCGCUCCCCGUGGAUCCGCCGCCGCUACGGCCGGCAUGCGUCGUCGCAGGCUCGGUGGCGGUGGAGGCGCGUCAUCAGGGGGCGGAUCCGUCGCUGGAUCAGGAUCGAGCAACAUGCUGAGAUUCUACACAGAUGAAGCUCCUGGUUUGAAGAUUUCACCUACCGUCGUCCUCAUCAUGAGUCUCUGCUUCAUCGGCUUUGUCACCGCUCUUCACGUCUUCGGAAAACUCUACCUCCACAAGUCCGGAUCCAAAGCUUAGAUCCGGAUCCGGAUCUCUUCUUCCGUAUGUUGAAUCAGUGGUCGCUUCUUGUUUCUUUUUUUGGUUUCUUGUUUCUUGAAUCUUGAUGAUCCGUGUAAAACCGCUUAACUUUGAAUAAAACAUGUUUACUUA